AUGGAGAUCAUCUCCUCCGGUUUCCAUCUCGCCGACGGCAAUGGUUACAUGCUCGACAAAGGUUAUGCUGCCAGAUGUCGCCUGAACCUCCAGUUCUAUUUCUGGAAGAACUCGUUGACUUUCAACCUACACCCAUCUAUCCCCAUCCCACAUACCCAAGCCUCGUCGCCACUGAGAAUUGCGGACCUCGCCUGCGGCACAGGCAUCUGGCUCCUUGAUCUCGCCUGUGAAUUACCGGAACCAGCUGUCCUCGAUGGCUUCGACAUUGAUCUCUCCAAAGCCCCACCGGCUCAGUGGCUGCCAGACAAUGUCACCGUGCACAGCUGGGACAUCCUCAGUCCCGUUCCGGAACAUCUUGUCGGAAGAUACGAUAUCGUCCACCUCCGGCUUCUGAUCCUAGUGGUAGAGCACAGUGAUCCGGUCCCCAUUAUCCAGAAUGCGUACCGCAUGCUCAAACCCGGCGGGUACAUCCAGUGGGAUGAUCUCAACUACCCCGAUACACAUAUCAUCAAGGCAAAUGCAGACAUAGACACCCCGGCAUUUGAUCGGCUGCUUCAUUUUGUCCGCUCAACUGGAAGACAUGAUUGGGUGCUGAGCUUACCCGGUAUCCUGGAACGCAAUGGCUUUACAGAUGCCCGUCUGGAUCAUUUCCGGGAUCGCACGGAGCUGGCCAUGGCGAAUGGGGACCAACGUCUGAUGACCAUGGAGGAGUUUGCCGGGUCCUUGCAGCGGAAGGGGAUGCUGGAGGAAGCGAGGAAUAUACAUCAAUUGAUUGCAGAUUGCUGUCAGGAGGCGUCUCAAGGAGUGGCCCUUUCCAUGCCCAGUGUGGUGUGCGUAGCCAGAAAAAGUCCAUAG
Aspergillus thermomutatus is the source of this 855-nucleotide messenger RNA. RefSeq names its product class I SAM-dependent methyltransferase. Bases 1 to 855 code for a protein of 284 amino acids. The record is from RefSeq and is a predicted model, not a curated record. The transcript has a single exon. NCBI's taxonomy places the organism in Eukaryota, Fungi, Ascomycota, Eurotiomycetes, Eurotiales, Aspergillaceae.